Messenger RNA from Drosophila sechellia, 1507 nucleotides. RefSeq lists its product as uncharacterized. The record is from RefSeq and is a predicted model, not a curated record. Gene Ontology annotation, cellular component: CCR4-NOT core complex. The transcript has a single exon. NCBI's taxonomy places the organism in Eukaryota, Metazoa, Arthropoda, Insecta, Diptera, Drosophilidae. Bases 148 to 1440 code for a protein of 430 amino acids. Gene Ontology annotation, biological process: regulation of DNA-templated transcription.
GUGUUGAUCAGAACUCCCUCAAAUGUCAAAAUGUUGGCACGCUGUAGUAUUGCAAAACAGAGCGUUCUCUGCCACACGUGUUGUUUCCACGCAACGCUUAUAAAUUACGAAAUAAGCUCCGAGUCUUAUAGAAAUCCAGAGUAAGAUAUGAAACGUCAUUAUUAUGGUACUGGGGAGCAGGAGGUAGAGAGUUCUCCAAGUCCGCCGCCGCCUCCGCCUUUCCAAUCGCCAUUAUCAUCGCCAGAGCCUUUGCAGACUCCGACUGAAUAUCCCAUUUUGUACGUGGAUGUGGUAAAGAAUCAGCUCAAACAGGAGUUGCCGCCGUCCGCAACACCGCCCCAACCACUUGCGCCGGAGUUCAGAAUCAUUUGCGAAGAUUUUCCGGCUCUGCCAGGAUCAUUGCCAUCCGCACUACCAUCGACAUCGAGAUCUGGGCAACGGUCCGACAACUGGACCGCCAUGUUGAGCGUCAGGGAGCAGGACAAUUUGGCCAAAUAUCGAGAUACAGUUAAGUCCAGUGAUCCGUGUGUCAAUACAAGCGGUAACGAGGUGCUCCGUCAGCCAAUCAAUGCUCCCGAGAAGCGCCAGAAUAUGGAGUUGCUGCCCCAGGUGUACGGAUAUCUCGGCAAUCAGUUUCGCUUAAAUUUGAGCAUGAUAUUUAACAAGCAAUUCCUCUUCGAAGGCGUCAGGCAGAGGGCCAUAAAUGCCCAGAAGAGGGCUGCCCUGGCAAAACCAAAAAUCAAUCCUCCACCCGGAUUCGAGAAUUGCAAAAUCUUUGCCCGCUUGAUAACCAACAGCGCUGGUAUGCCAGUGGGUGGAGUCACCUUUGAGCUGGGCUCUCCCACUUCUGAUACGAAUGGGAAUAUGGGGACGAAAUCUUCGGGCUCCACCGUUCAGGGAGCCUUUGGGAUCUUGGGACUGGCCAAGAAACUGCGAUCGAUCAAUCGGAACCCGCUUCUAUUCGGAAAUAAUGUGUCCCACAAUAUGAGUGGAACCGCGGACUCGAUCUUUACCAGGCCAAUUCAAGAAGACCGUUUGACUCCUCAAGAGAUGAACUACCAAUUGCCAUUGAACUACCUGUUCAAUGCAAAUAUGCACCUACAGGAGCCCAAAAUCGAGGAAAUGCAAGAUGAGCUCCUAUUUUUCUUCUUCUACACAUAUACUGGCGACAUGAUGCAGAUGCUCGCGGCUGCUGAACUGGCGGAACGUGGAUGGCGCUAUCACAAGUUUGAACGUGUCUGGCUCAUUCGCCAGGCGGACAAUCCCAACUACUUAUAUCACGGAUUCCGGGAGUUCGGAGAGUACAACUACUUCAACAUGUGGCAGUGGAAGAUCCUGCCACGACACUUUUACCUGGAUCCCGAGAUCCUGGAGCGCACUCUAUCCAAGGAAGAGCUGUACGUGACGUACGGAUACCAUCCCCAGAUGUCGGGUAUUUAGAAGAACAGAGAAGCUCUAUUGUCAUCAAUUCCCUGGCUAUUCGGGUUUAAAAAUUCGCUCUGACGCU